Messenger RNA from Orbilia oligospora ATCC 24927, 372 nucleotides. RefSeq lists its product as uncharacterized. NCBI's taxonomy places the organism in Eukaryota, Fungi, Ascomycota, Orbiliomycetes, Orbiliales, Orbiliaceae. Bases 1 to 372 code for a protein of 123 amino acids. The record is from RefSeq and is a predicted model, not a curated record. The transcript has 5 exons. Gene Ontology annotation, biological process: response to oxidative stress.
AUGACGAUCCACGCGACUGCAUUCGCGUUACCGACUCGGCAGUCUGCGAACUGGGCGGAAGCGAAUAAAAGGGUUAUUCAGUCCUACAGACUAUGGCAGCGGGCAGCACCCGAGAUCGUCAAACUCUACCUUAUGGACAUUGACGUCGCUGCCGUUCGAUCCAAGAUACGACAGGAAUAUGAGAGACAUAGACAUGUCAAGGAUAUUGGCACUGUAGAUGUACUGUUGAUGAAGAAUCAGAUGGAGUUCCAGGAAACCAUGAAUUACUGGAAACAAUUGCCACAUCUUAUGCAUUACUUCAGGUCGGAACAGGAGCCGAAUUCACAUAUUCCGAAGAAUUUCAUGGAUAACUUUUUGCAGGGACGAAAUUAA